Molecule: messenger RNA, 2363 nt
Organism: Sorex araneus (European shrew)
Lineage: Eukaryota; Metazoa; Chordata; Mammalia; Eulipotyphla; Soricidae
Gene: NSUN4
Product: NOP2/Sun RNA methyltransferase 4
Exons: 6
Coding region: 74-1228 (384 amino acids)
Biological process (GO): rRNA methylation
Cellular component (GO): mitochondrial large ribosomal subunit
Molecular function (GO): methyltransferase activity
Source: RefSeq, a predicted model, not a curated record
CACGCCGCCUCUGCGGAACCGACGCGUCCCGCGCUGCGGUUCCGGCCGGAGGGACCCGUUUGUGCACACGGACAUGGCCGCGCUGGUGCGGAGGGGCGCGCGGGACCUGCUGAGGCGCGCGGACGCGGCGGCGAUCCCGCGAAGAUACCGACAUAAGAAGAAAUGGGCUGCCACAGAGCCCAAAUUUCCUGCCACCCAACUGGCCCUACAGAACUUUGACAUGACAUACAGUGUGCAGUUUGGAGACCUGUGGCCAUCGAUCCGAGUCAGUCUCCUCUCAGAACAGAAGUACGGCGCACUGCUCAAUAACUUUGCCGCCUGGGAUCAUGUGAGUGCCGAAUUGGAGCGGCUGAAUGCCCGGGACUUUGUGAAUGAAGCCAAGGCCCGUGGGGACCUGGAGCCCGAGGCGGGGCAAACUGCAACUCCAUCCUCCACUUCGUGGGCCUGCAGUCCAAACCUUCGAUGCUUUACUUUUGCCAGAGGAGAUGUCAGCCGGUUCCCUCAUGCCAGGCUUGGCAGCCUGGGUGUCAUGGACUACUACCUGAUGGACGCUGCCUCCUUGCUGCCUGUUCUGGCUCUUGACCUCCAGCCUGGUGACAUCGUACUUGACUUAUGUGCCGCACCAGGAGGAAAGACGCUAGCAUUGCUUCAGACUGGUUGUUGCCGCAAUCUUGCUGCUAAUGAUCUCUCAACUUCCCGAACCAGCAGACUGCAAAAGAUCCUUCAUAACUAUGUGCCUCAAGAUUUCAGGGAUAGGAAUCGAGUUCGAGUCACUUCGUGGGAUGGCAGGAAGUGGGGAGAACUAGAGGGGGACACCUAUGACCGGGUCCUGGUGGAUGUGCCCUGUACCACAGACCGGCACUCCCUCUUCGAGGAGGAGAACAACAUCUUUCAGAGGUCGAGGAAGAAGGAGCGGCACAUGUUGCCUAUGCUGCAGGUGCAGCUUCUUGCGGCUGGACUGCUUGCCACCAAACCAGGAGGCCAUGUUGUCUAUUCAACCUGCUCACUCUCACACCUGCAGAAUGAGUAUGUGGUUCAAGGCGCCAUUGAGCUGCUGGCCAAUCAGUACAGCAUCGAGGUCCAGGUGGCAGACCUGAGUCCCUUCCGAAAGCUUUUCAUGGACACAUUCUCUUUCUUCCCAUCCUGCCAGGUUGGCGAGCUGGUAAUUCCAAACCUCAUGGCCAAUUUUGGGCCUAUGUACUUUUGUAAAAUGCAUAGACUGCCGUAAAUAACAUCACCUUUGGAUAUAGAACACCAAAGGAUUAUUUUCCUGGACACUCCAGAAAUAGACCAGUGGCGGAGAUGCGCUCUGGAUCCUAGCUCUUGGAUGAUCAGGUCUUUCCUGGAUAGUUUUCAGCAGCAGUUGGAGUUUUUCUGUCCUGCUGUCCAAUUUUGGCUCAUCGACAGGUUUCUCAUUCACUCACUUACCCUCCAUCUCCAAGCCUGCUCUGGGGGUACCUGCCUGAUCAGGGACUUAAGAAGACAAGCCUGAUAGCAGACCCUCAUGCUAAGCUAUAAAAAUUGGAAAGAAGAAUUUGGCCAAUAAAACUGUGCUACUGAGAGCUGGGGCUGCAGUGGGGCCCUCAUGUUGUUCAAACACUGUUCCAUUUGUACAAGCAGCUGCCACUGUACAUACUAUCUAUAGUCCCCAAAGCCUGAGGCACAGCCUAAUUUCAGCCCUUCUCCCACUUGAGGGGAAUUCUGUCUGCAUUAUAAGUCUUAAGGAACUGAUGAACCCAAAUAAGCGUACCUGGUCUCUCCAUAUGGCUCUUGAGCUAAUUUAAGGAGUAAGGAAAGAUGUUAAGCCGAAGCAUAUUAAUCUGUUUACUUACAUGGAGAAAGUUCUCCUGAGCUAAGUAAUUCCUAUUGCUGGCAACAACUGCUGCCAAAAUCUGGCUGAAGAGCUCCUCUGCCUCAAGUCUGUGGCUCUCUUUGGUGUAUUUCUUCCAUUGUUCAUUCCGCCAGCAAGUAUUCCUGAGGGAGUGUAGCCAGAAGAGCUGGAGAAACAGGUAUUGGCAUCGUGGGAGAAAAGGUCACCCUGAGCCUGCAGAGUUGGAGCGCUCAUGUUUGCUUUCUCAGCAACUAGGAAUCUCCAAACAUCAUUUUGCCUACCGUCUGUUUAUUUGUUUUGUUUUAAAACAACAACAACCGAAAAAAAAAAAAAAGCAAGAAAAAUCAAAGCGAUUUUGAACUCACUUGCCAGUUCUUUGACUUUCAAAUUAUGCAGUUUAUCUCCUAACAUCAUAGGUCUUACCACCUCCCAAGUGUAUGUGAUGUGCUAGUCAAGUUUCUUUGGUGACUUUGGCACAAAGAAGGUAGCUAUUGCUGUCUGGAAUAUUAAAGGUUGCUUAUGGCCACUUGAA